CGGUAAGCUAAGUUUGUGUGUGCAACAUGGACUUCAGCUGCGGACACAGAUGCAUAAAUGACUGCUACAGACACGUUCAGAGUAAACAACUUAAAGACCUAUCGAAGUGAUGAGACGGUCCUCUUCACUGGGGCGGUCAUCUACCUCCCACUUCAGUAGUGCAAGUAAACGAUCAUCUUCAAUACCGCGACCAUCAAUAGGAGGGUCAGGUCCCCUUCGAGUGAGAAACGAUGAUAACAUCAAGAAUCCAACAUCUUCCAAGAAAACGAGUAUGGGUUAUGGAUUCAGUGGAAGGCCUUCAGUGGAUUACAGAAGAUCGAAUGGAGGCAACGGUGACAGACUGUCAUUUGGACAGUCUAAAACUCCUAGCAAAGGGAUGAGGAGAUCUAGUCACAUGGGAGUUCCAUUGGUUAAUGGAAUACCAAAGGAUCCAAGGAAGGUUUCUGACAAAAAUUUUCAAGCGAAGUGUGUUGCAAAAUUGGUAGAGUUUCUAUCAGAAAAAGGUUACCCACAGCAGUUGUCACCGGGAAUUCUCAAGGCCCCUCCUAGGAAAGAUUUCUUCCAGAUAUUUGAGUUCCUGUACAGCAUGUUGACACCCAGAUACAAGAUAGGAAAAAAGCCGGAAGAGGAAAUUCCAAAAAUCUUCAAGGAAUUGGGCUAUCCAUUCAUGAUUUCCAAAACAGCCAUGUAUGCGCUGGGUUCACCUCACACCUGGCCAACAAUUCUGUCAGCUCUUGUCUGGAUGGUGGACUUGAUUAAGUUUGGUAUGCGAGUCGGGAUGUCCAUAGACAGUUUCAUCUAUCCACCGGAUGAAGACGAAUUUGAUUCCAUGUCAGAAGCACAGAUUUUGUUCGAUUAUGUAGUGAAAACAUAUGCAGCAUACAUGAAGGGCGAUGACACCUUUGAAGAUUUCGAUGCACGACUUUCACAUCAUCUGAGUCAGAAAGUUUAUGGCGUAAGUGGAGGGAUAGAGAACUUGGAUGAAGAAAACAAGCGUUUGGAAAAUGAGUUGGGAUCUUUAGAAAAAGAAAAUCAGGAAUCUCGGGAAAAACUAAAAAGAAUGCAGGAAGAGGCAGUCAACUUAGAAGGCAAUAUAGAGGAAAUGGAAAAAUUCCUGAGUGAAAUGGACAAUUAUUUGGAGAGUCAGGAGAAAUACAUACAUAAUCUGGAAGAAGAGAUAGAAAGUCUGGUUGCGGAUUUAAAUAGCAUUAAGGCUAAAAAUCAAGAAAAGCAGCUGAUUUUCGAGUCGCAGGAAUUCACCCCAGAGGACAUCGAACGUAUCAAAAUCAAUAGGAAGGACCUGAUGCGUCAAAUUAAUGAUGCAGAGGCCAGAGUGACCAGUAUUGACCAGGAGAUCUGGUCAGAAGAGAUCAGAGCCUCUAAAAUGCUUGAAAAGGUGGAGUCGUCAUGCAAUGAAUACAAUGACUUGGCCCAGCGGUUAAAGCUGAUCCCACAAACAGCACAGUAUGCCUGUGGUGUAGACUAUGAGUUAUCCUCAUGUUACAGUGCCCGAGAUAAAUUUACUGAGGUGGUUAAGCCUUCACUGCUAUGUCUGAAGGAGCAGUUGGCGGAAGUAGUGUAUGAGAAAUCCAAAGAGUUGAUAUUGGAGAAGGACGUCUUUGAACAGUGUGUGGCAGAUUGUAUGGAUUCAGAAAAUGAAUUGAAAUUGGAGGAAAGUCAGUUAAAAAGAUUAGAAGAGGACCUGGAAUACAAAAAGCAGGUACACCAAAAGGAAUUUCAAAAACUGCAAGAAGAAAAGGAGAGCUUAGAGAAAGAAUUGUCGGUAAUGAAAUUAUCAUCAAACAAGACCAUAGCUGAGGGUCAGAAAGAACUGAGAGAUACCCAGAAAAGUGUGGAGAGCAAGAUAAGGUCAAUGGAGCAUGACGGAGAACUGUACGAGACUUUCCUGAAGAAAGCAUCUUCCAAGAUGAUAACCCACAAAGAACGGGUUGAGGGAGUUCUGGAAAAUGGUGUACAGAAAUUGGAGAUGAUAAAGAAAGACUGUUUAAAGAAAUGAUAUUUCAUCGCAUUUGAGUGAUUUUUACAAGAUUUAAGGGAGUCUGUGCCAUCGGAGUUUAGUUUUCCGAACUUUUUAUGCCCCCGAGAUUGAAGAUUGUGACAAGACCUUUCCGUGGGUACCAACAGUUUUGGCCCUGUGACUUUGACCUACUUUUUGAAAACUUUAACCUUGCUAAUAAUUUUUGAACAGAAAGUGCUAGAACUUUGAUAUUUCACAUGAGUCUUCCUUGUGACAAGACCUUUCCGUGGGUACUAAACCUUUUGACAAUGACAUUUGACCGACUUUUUAAAAAUUUGACAUUGGUCAUAACUUCUAAAUGGUAAAUGUUAGAGCUUUCAUAUUACACAUGAGCAUUUCUUGUGACAAGAUCUUUCUACUAGUACCAAGAUAUUUGUCCUUGUGACCUUGGUCAUCUUUGGAAUUGGUCAUUAUCGGGGGCAUUUGUGUUCCACAAACACAUCCGUAUUUCCACUAUGCUUUUACUUAGGGAUCUGAAAUUUGAUAUGUAGUUACCUAUUGAGUAGGUACAGAUUACCUACAUGUAUUUUAACAGUAAUUGUACAUGUAAGAGUUUUAUGGUUGAGUGAUGUUCAAUUUUUGUUUUGCAAACUUUUGCACCUAAAAAUUGUUAUGUUGUUUACUACUGUAUGUUUAUAAAUCAAGUUUUUUCCCAGUUGAGUGAUUUUUGUGAGACUUUGCACCAAGAAUGUACUUUUCAGUACUUUUCUCUACAAUACUUUAACUUGGGAAUCUGAAAUUUGGUAUGUGGUUAUCGAAUUUGAGUAAAUACUCAUUAGGUUUCACUUUUGUUGUGAUUGAAUUAUUCUAACAAAAAAUGGUCAAGCUGGGUCUCGUGGUUGACUGAAUUCAUUCUUUUGCUCUGUCUAGUCCUAUGUAUGUUGUAUGAGAACUACAGUGUAUAUAAAUCUAAGGUAUACAAUUUGUUGUCUAAUCUAUUUCAUCUAAUUCAGAGCAUCUGUAUUAUAAUAGAUUAAAAUUAUUGUAUUUUCUGGAAUUAAAAAGUGACAUUUUUCUCAAAUUUUAGGUCGCAAGAGUAAACUCAGGUGACCUAUUGCAAUUGGCUGUUGUUGUGCGGCAUCCGUCGUGCGUUAACAAUUGAACAUUUUUAACUUCUUGAUAACUACCAGUCCAAUUCUUUUCAAAUUUGGUAUGGAGCAUCUUUUGGACAAGGGGGACCUAAAUUGUAAAUUUUAGGACUCCAGCACCCCAUGGACCUUGGGGGCAAGGCAAAAACUGCCCAAAUUGUCCAAUUUUUAAAAAUCUUCUCAGGAACUGCACUUGUGUAACAAAAAAAACUAAAUGCAUAGUGAUGUUGAGCAGGAAGGCCUCUACCAAAAUUGUAAAUUUCAUGAUCCCCGGGAUAGAGGUUCUGACCCCAGGGCUGGGCCAAACUUACUACAUAAGGUUUAUGUGUAAAACACUUAAAGGUCAAGUAUGGUGAUUUUCCUAAAACUUUAGUUUUAUACAGAAAAAUGUCUGUCGUACACUUAUGGAUUAAUUUCCAUGGCAAUUUUGAUAAAAAUCACUUGGUGUGAAUUACACGACGCUAUCAAACUUUUACCUGAGCGAUCGAUAGAUGUGUUGUGACGUGAGUUAUCGCUCGUAGCUUAUGACGUCAUCUGAGACAACUUUCGACUGCAUUGAUAGGGUUUUAUAGUGUUUACAUAGAAAAGUCCUGUAUUUAUGGUACAAUGCGCUGCUUUGAACUGCAAUGUGAAAUCGAGACAGGGAUAAAGUAUAUUUCUUUUCCCAAAAGAUACUAAAUUUCGAAGAAUUUGGAUACUGAAACUGAAAAGAGACACAGAUUUGUGACAAGCCACGAGGAUCAGUGAGUGACACUUUAAUUAACGAGGAUCAGGUUUCCAUCAACCCUAACGCAUCAUCCUGUUUGACUCCAAACAAAGUGCAAAGUGAUGAUUAACUGGACAUCCUACAAAACAAGUGGAGGGAUGUAUUUUAAUUAUAUAAAAAGUUCAACCCAAAAAGGGGGGAUGCACGCAAUCCACCCCUCUCCACAUCCACCACUGAAUGCUUUAAUGCGACAUUGUAUUCAAUGGGUUUGCGAUUGCACAUAAAAAUUAAUGUCACCCAUUACCUAGUUCGAAUUGAUUUUAUUUCUUUUAUUAAAUGAAAUAUCUUUCGAAUAUUGUCGUACUCAUAUUUAUAAGGGACUCAUCGUCAUCAUUUCAUUUCUUCACUAUAUAUAUAUAUAUAUAUAUAUAUAUAUAUAUUGAAAAAAUAAAAUAUAGUAAAAAUGGAAAUGACUUUAAUUUUAAAAACCCAUUUUGAUAAAACCUUAUUUAUUGCGAGGUCGGUCCAAUUUCCAAAGCUUAUUUUUUUCAAGUUCAUUAUGAAAACAAGUACAAGUUUUUCCUUUUCCUAAUAUGCUACAUUCCUAAUGUGCUACAUAUAUAUCAUGAAUCAUUAAGGCAAAAUUUCACACCUCAAAAUACUACAUUUCGUUAACUUUGUGGCGUAAUAUAUCAAUUUCGCAUUUGACGUGUGUUGUGAAGAAAUUACAUGUACUAACAGGCCUAAUUUACAUUUUAUGAUUUGUAUCUACAUGUAGAUGUUUUUUUUAAAAAAAAAAAAGGGGGGAGAGGGUACAAAUAACGUUGUGCACAAUAAGGUUUUUUUUCUUUUGUCUUUUGUUCUUCUUUUUUCAAAAAGGCAUUUUUCAGUUAAAUACAUAUCUAGCUAAACACAUUAUAAUUUGAAUCUGAUCAAUCUCGUACAAAUAAAUCCAAUAAUAAAAAAAAAUACAAACGUGAGAGUCAAUCUAGUUAAAUAUGCUCACAAUCGCUACAAUAGAGUAUACGGCGAGUAUCUAUGAAGUCUGAUUUUGAUUAGCCUCGGUUGUGUAAAAUACAAAGGUUAUCUUUUGAUAGAACAUUUUUUUCCAAUAUUCCCAAUUUUCUAUGGACUGACCCGGUAAAUAAUUUCUUAAUGAGAUAUUUGUCGAACAUAUAAAUGUAUAUAUCAUAUAAAUAUUACUAUCUGAUGGUUUCGAAACGGGUGUAGGUACAAACAUUAUAAAGGUUGAAUCCCUAAACUCAAGUGUAUCUACGGUAUUUCAUCGUCACUAUCCACGGUGUUGCUAAAACUGGCAAUUUCUCACAGAAAUUAAAACGAUGAUAUACAGGCGUAAACAACUACAAUUGUAUCAGAUGACGUCAUAAGAAAGGGUGACAAUCCCUUCAUUCGUUUCCAUAAACAACGAUUUUGGAAUAGGUAUUUUGCGCAUUUACCUGGAUUUAAAAAAAAAAAAAUAAACACAUCAAUAAACUUCAAAACGGGUUUUAAUGAAUUAUAAACUUUAUUUUCAAAUCUACUUUUAUUACACUUGACCUUUAAAUAACAUCUGCUUUAGUGCUAUUGAUAAUAAAUUGAAACUAGAUGGAAAUUUAGAAAGAGCAGGUAGUCCUUUACCAAAAUUUUUUAAUUUGAUGAUCCCAGGGGAUGGGGUUUUGGUAUUAGCAGGGGUGUGAUUUUUCCCUCUUUUCAGAGGAAAUCCUCUGAUUUGCUCAAUUUUCGAAAAAAUUUAAAAGUCUGGAUUUGAUCUAAAGUAGCAGAAAAUAAUAUUUUUCCAGGUAGGGUGAGGUGUUUUCCUCCCUUUUUGACCAGUUUUCCUCUGAUUUCUGAGAAAUUCAGUCACAUCCCUGAUUAGGGUGGGGCCAAAAUGGUCAGUUAUGAAAUGUGAACAAUAGACAUUUUCAACUUCUUCUUGAAAACUACUUUACCAAUUCUUUAUAAAUUUGGUAUGAAGCAUCUUUGGGACAAGGGGGGCACAUUGUAAAUUUCAGGAUUCCUGGGACCUUGGAGGCAGGGCAAAAAACUGUCCAAAAAUAACCAAUUUUCAAAAAUCUUGUCAAGAACUGCACACAUUAAGAAGAACUACAUGUAAAUGCAUUAAAAUGUAAAACAGGAAGGCUUCUACCAAAAUUGUAAAUUUCUUGAUCCCCAGAGUAGGGCCAAACUUGGUAUAUAUAGUGUUUAUGUGUAAGAUUGCUGAUGCUGUAUAAAAUCUUAAUGCAUACUAAGGAAUAGCAGAAAAAGAUGUACAAAAAAUGAUGAAUUUCACAACCCAGGGUUUUGACUCUAGGGUGGGUCCAUUGAUUGAUUGAUUUGCUGUUUUCCACCAUGCUCAAUAAUUUGGUGGCGCCCAGUUUUUAUUGGUGGAAGAGAGAACCCAAAUACAAUGUACCUGGGAAGAGACCACCGACCUUCCGAAAGUAAAAGGAUUGGUCUAAAUCAGUCAUACUUUUUAAUGUUGCUACACCUAUGAUAUUAUGUGAAGCCUUUCAUCAGUGUAUGGACUUGUUAGGGCAUUGAAGUGGUAAGAAUACAUCUCGUUUUAUACUUUUGCUGAAUGUUAAAAUUUAGCUUAUAUAUUUAGAACAGGAAAUGUUUUUUAGAUUUCAUAGCUCUUGGGAGUAGUGAUAAUUUUUCACUAGUACAGUAAAAAAAAAUCUAAUCCAAAAUCUCGUGAAAAAAAAAACCCAUUCAUUUUUAGCUCACCUGAGCUUUUCUGAUCACAUUUUGUCCGUCUGUAAACUUUUCACAUUUUCAUCUUCUUCUCAUGAACCACCAUGCCAAUUUCAACCAAACUCGCCAAAAAGCAUCCUUAGGUGUAGGGCUUUCAAGUUUGUUCAAAUGAAGGGCCAUGUCCUUUUCAAAGGGGAGAUAAUCGCAAAAAUAGGGUGGGGUCAUUUAAAAAUCUUCUCAAGAACCACUGGGCCAGAAGAGCUGAAAGCUUCCUGACAUAUUGCAGAUUCAAGUUUGUUCAAAUCAUGGCCCCCGGUGGUAGGAUGGGGCCACAAGGGGGGGGGAUCAAGGUUUUACAUACAAAUAUAUAGGGAAAAACUUUAAAAAUCUUCUUCUCAAGAACCACUAAGCCAGAAAAGCUGAGAUUUACAUGAAAGCUUCCUGACAUAAUGCAGAUUCAAGUUUGUUCAAAUCAUGGGCCCCUGGGAUUGGAUGGGGCCACAAUAGGGGAUCAAAGUUUUGCAUACAAAUAUAUAGGGAAAAUCUUCUUCUCAAGAACCACUGAGCCAGAAAAGCUGAUUUUUACAUGAAAACUUUCUGACAUAGUGCAGAUUCAAGUUUGUUUAAAUCAUGGCCCCCGGGUGGUAGGAUGGGCCCACAGGUGGGGGGGGGAUCAAAGAUUUACAUACAAAUAUAUUAAAGAGCUUUAAAAAUCUUCUUCUCAAGAAUCAUUGGGCCAAAGAAGUUGACAUUUACAUGAAAGCUUUCUGACUUCGUGUAGAUUCAAGUUUGCAAAGGGUGGUUUGGGCCAUAAUAGGGACUAAGGUUUUACAUGCAAAUAUAUAUGGAAAGUCUUCAGAUAUGGGCCAAGGUGACUCAGGUGAGCGAUGUGGCCCAUUGGCCUCUUGUUAAUUUCUCUGUUCAGUUACACAUCUUGAACAUCGUGUCUCUUCAAAGUGGUAAAUAAAAAAAGAAGGUAGCCGAUACAAUUACAAAAUUAACAUGGCAAUUGUUCAUAUUCUAUUGAGUAUUGAGAGCGUUAAUACGCGUAUUGCAAAGAAUCUAUUUAUUGAUUGGUCUCAUCCUCAAGUUCACUCUCAUUUUGUUCAGCUUGAAUUUGGGUGGCCAUAUGAAGUUUCUUUUUCUCUGCCCUCCUCUUUCGUCCUCCAUCUCUAUCAUUACCAAUCUUUUGCCAUGUUGAAAAUUUCUACACCUGUUUCAUUAGCACAGAAGCGAUUCUUCCUCGCAGUUUCUGAUUAAAAUAGAUAAAAGAAUGUACAUCAAAAAGUGUUUAUUUCUUAAAGCUUGUUCAUGAAAUUCUCUCUCUCUCUCUCUCUCUCUCUCUCUCUCUCUCUCUCUCUCUCUCUCAUACACACACUUUACACAUCUUUCAGUAUUUCCUGAAGAGAAGGCAAUUUUCCCAUCCAGUUGAUGUUUACUGCUAGUUUUGUGGUGAUCAUGUGGGAAAGGAGUCCCCUUACUGAGAUUUUCACCAGGUAGUUGGUAAUAAUCUCACCUGCACAUUGUAAAUAUUAAGAGAGAGUCACAUGUAUACCAUUUCAUAACAAAAAAAGUACAUGUAUAUGUUUCAAUAAAACAAACCUACCACAGUU
Molecule: messenger RNA, 8139 nt
Organism: Ostrea edulis (European flat oyster)
Lineage: Eukaryota; Metazoa; Mollusca; Bivalvia; Ostreida; Ostreidae
Product: kinetochore protein NDC80 homolog
Exons: 17
Coding region: 110-2017 (635 amino acids)
Biological process (GO): attachment of mitotic spindle microtubules to kinetochore
Cellular component (GO): Ndc80 complex
Source: RefSeq, a predicted model, not a curated record